AUGAAGUUUUCAUAUCAUAAAAUAUAUUCAGCUUCUAUCUUCGCUUUAUUUAUUUCCUAUAAUCCAGUACAAUGCUUGUUCAAGCAUUCACCAGAACAACUUAUAAACAGCCGUUUAUUUUACCUUGAACCAGCACGAACUGCCUUUUCUCCUAAUGCUGAACCCGUAACCUAUCCUGAUAAAUGUAAAUUAACACAGUUACAUUUGAACGCCAGACACGGAUCAAGAUUUCCAGAUCCAGUUGAUACUAAAGGGUUUGACAUGUUAGAAAUAGCAUUCGCUAAUGUUUCUGUUACAAAAGAAUAUUAUAAAAAUGUUUUCCCAAUGAAGAAAAACUUUCAAUUAAUCAAACGAGGAGAAAUAGAACCGUUUUUUGAUGGCAUACAGUCUCGUAAAAGAUAUGCAGAAUUUUGGGAUGAAGUUGUAUAUGAUCCCGAAGUUAUAAAAUUUCAAAGUUCUGCUACUUCAAGAGCUGGCGCGUCGGCAAUGUCAUUUUCUGAAGGUUUAUUUAAUGGAAAAGGUUCUGUAGACAAGGCUAAAAUUCAACCCGUAUACAUUUCGUCUGUGCCAGAUACUCAAGAUUCGGUGUUACUACCAUACGUUUCCUGCCCGCGUUGGAUUGAGACCGUUUUGACUAAUAAUGACUUACUCGACGAACAACUUUAUGCCUAUGGCAACAAUACUCUAGCAUCAAUUGCUAAACGUCUUACUACAGAACACGCUAUUGAUCCACCUCUUGAUCCAGCUUUAGUGCCUUUUGUCUUUACUAAUUGCCAAUUUUGGGUCACUCAUUUUAAUCGAGCUGACACAUGGUGUUCAUUACUAAGUCCUGAUGAGCUUAUAUUAGUACGAUACCAUUACGAUAUUCUCGGAUAUUAUAUAUUACAAUAUGGCCAUCCUUUUGCUAAGAAACUGGCCUGUGGAUAUAUUACUCAACUCGUAAAUGGGAUUGAUAGCUAUAUAAAUGGGUCCUCUACUGUGAUGGCUGAUUUAAAGAAUUCUCAUGGAUACACUAUACUUUCAACGCUUACUGCAUUGGGAUUGUUUAAAGAAGAAGUCCCACUUACGGCAAAUUUUACCCUCGAACAAAUUAAAAACGUCAAAUUUACAGAAAUAAUAGCUAUACAUUGGUCUUCUACGCUUUAUUUCGAAGUUUAUACUUGUGAAGCUGGCCAAACAAAGAUACGAGUGUUGCUUGAUUUUGUACCGUUUGUUAUUCCGGGUUGUGAAAGUGAAUAUUGCGACUGGAACAAGUUUAAAGAGUUACUUAGUGAUCAGAUUGGGUGCGAUUUUGCGGCGAUGUGCGCUUAUCCAUAA
Molecule: messenger RNA, 1317 nt
Organism: Entrophospora candida
Lineage: Eukaryota; Fungi; Glomeromycota; Glomeromycetes; Entrophosporales; Entrophosporaceae
Source: the annotation of a GenBank genome assembly